ACUGCUUAAAUACAGACGUGGGCAGAGCCGGUGACAGUCUGGGGCAGAGCGUACUUGCAGCACUGACAGGAACCGUCCUGCGGUCGGACAGGGGCCAAUUAUGGCCACAGAGACAGAUGGCAACUGUGCCAUCUGCCAGGACACCUUGCAUGAUGUGGCUUCUACUCAGCCUUGUGGCCACCAUUUCUGCCGGGGCUGCAUCCUGCAGUGGAUACACACAAAUCCAUCCUGCCCGCUGUGCAGAGAAGCAAUAGAAACUGUCAGGUUUUCUGAUGAUGCCGGUGACUAUCUAGAGAUUGUCAUCACAGUCCCCGAGCAGCUGCCAGGGGCCAUGAGCCAGGCAGCGAGAGCUCCCGGCGGCCAGGAUGAGAACAGACCCCAUGGCUCUGUGCCGGCCCAUCCCUCUUCUCCUCAGGAGACAGCAGCCAGAGCUGUCAGCGGUGUCCUGCCCGAGGUCUGGGCAGAACUUUUCCGUCAACAACGGGAGCUUCUGGACCCUGUGCGGACUUGGCUGAACCAGAGGAUGGAGGCCAUCCAUAGGGAGCAGUGGUGGGUGGCAAGGAGCACACAGAUUGCCAUCCUUUAUGCUCUCUGUGUGUAUGGGCCAGACCAGGAGGUCCUGAUCCAGAGUUUGCAGGGCCUCCUGGAGGAACACACAGUGCCACUGGUCCAGGGCACCAUCGACAUCAUUGUGAGACACUGCAGCCCAGGGGCCCAGAGGCUGCUGCGCUCCCGUGCUGUUGCAGCAGAUAGCAGCCCAGCAGCCAGCAUCAGCUCGAGCUCCUCCAGUUCAAUCUUCUCCAGCUUCUCCAACCCCAGCUCCUACAGCCCCAACAGCCCCUGCUCCAGCUCUUGGACAUGGACUCCAGCCAGUAGCCCUGAAGUCCCCACAGAGGAAGAAGAGGAAGCUGCCACAAUGGAGGACACUCCCACCAGGAGUCAAAGCCACCCCCCAGUUGUGCUGGUGUCCCCAGAGCAGGACCAGCCCCAGGACGAGGCAGGUCCCUCUGUCCAGAGCACCAGCCCCAGACCCUCUGGUCCCAACCAAGGUGGGCACUGCUCACCUGGGCAGCCUGGGCAGUCCCUAAAGAGAAAGGCCCCAGAGCCUGAGGAUUCUCCCUGCCCCUGCAAGAGAUCGCCCCGCCAGUAGAACUAGCAAGGCUCCUUCAAUCCCUUAUUUAAGAAAAAAAAAAUAAAAAUAGUUGUUAUUU
This is a messenger RNA of Taeniopygia guttata (zebra finch), 1211 nucleotides long. The record is from RefSeq and is a predicted model, not a curated record. Lineage: Eukaryota; Metazoa; Chordata; Aves; Passeriformes; Estrildidae.